AUGGAGGAGCGGAAGGCGUUGUUGUUGUUGACCACGAGUGUUGAGUCAGGCAUCGUGGUUGGCACUUGUCACGAUCCAAUUUCAACCCCCACAACCUCAGGGAGACCCAUUCCUCCUUUUACAGGACCAGGGGUCGGACAGGCAAACUCACCCCUCCCAGGUCACACGGCAGAGUUCACCCCUGGUGACCUCCGCCUCGCCCGGGCGCCUGCCCCUGGCGGGGAGGUGGCUGUGGCCUGGGAGGACCCUGGCCCUCACCCUCUCGUCUGCCCCGCAGGCUCAGGCUGCCCGGUGGGCUCAGGCCCAGAGCCCAGAGAAACCAGCACAAUAGCGUCCAACAGCUGGACCGCCAGCAGCAGCCCCGGGGAAGCCCGGGAGGAUGGGCCCGAGGGCCUGGACAAGGGGCUGGACAACGAUGCGGAGGGCGUGUGGAGCCCGGACAUCGAGCAGAGCUUCCAGGAGGCGCUGGCCAUCUACCCGCCCUGCGGCCGCCGCAAGAUCAUCCUGUCGGACGAGGGCAAGAUGUACGGUCGGAACGAGCUGAUCGCGCGCUAUAUUAAACUGAGGACGGGCAAGACCCGGACGAGAAAGCAGGUGUCCAGCCACAUACAGGUUCUAGCUCGGAAGAAGGUGCGGGAGUACCAGGUUGGCAUCAAGGUCUCUAGCCACUUGCAGGUUCUAGCCAGGCGGAAAUCUCGGGAGAUUCAGUCCAAGCUGAAGGCCAUGAACCUGGACCAAGUCUCCAAGGACAAAGCCCUCCAGAGCAUGGCGUCCAUGUCCUCUGCCCAGAUCGUCUCCGCCAGCGUGCUACAGAGCAAGUUCAGCCCGCCCUCCCCCCUGCCCCAGGCCGUCUUCUCCACUUCCUCACGGUUCUGGAGCAGCCCCCCUCUCCUGGGACAGCAGCCCGGACCCUCUCAGGACAUCAAGCCCUUUGCACAGCCAGCCUACCCCAUCCAGCCGCCCCUGCCGCCGGCGCUCAGCAUGACUAAGGGAAAACCCGCCAGGUACGCACUGGGCCCCACACAGGCAGGCAGGCUGCACACUGCACAAGGGCACCCCGCGGGGCGUGGGAGUCCAUCCUGGCCGGCCGUGGACGUGCGUCAGAUCUACGACAAGUUCCCCGAGAAGAAGGGCGGACUGAAGGAGCUGUACGAGAAGGGCCCCCCGAAUGCCUUCUUCCUGGUCAAGUUCUGGUGCCUGGGUGGUGGGCAGUGGGCAGUGCCUACCAUCCAGGAGGGCCCAGGCGCCUUCUACGGGGUCAGCUCCCAGUACAGCUCAGCCGACAGCAUGACCAUCAGCGUCUCCACCAAGGUGUGCUCCUUCGGCAAGCAGGUGGUGGAGAAGGUGGAGACGGAGUACGCGCAGCUGGAGAACGGGCGCUUCGUGUACCGCAUCCACCGCUCGCCCAUGUGUGAGUACAUGAUCAACUUCAUCCACAAGCUGAAGCACCUGCCGGAGAAGUACAUGAUGAACAGCGUCCUGGAGAACUUCACCAUCCUGCAGGUGGUCACCAGCCGCGACUCCCAGGAGACCCUGCUCGUCAUCGCUUUUGUCUUCGAAGUCUCCACCAGCGAGCACGGGGCCCAGCACCACGUCUACAAGCUCGUCAAAGACUAGGGUGCCCUCUGCCCCACCACCAGGAUCCAGGGCGAGCCUCUUCUCACACACCUGCCUGGCACCCGGGGGUCCAGGAUUGAGGACUCAUCUGCCCACCAGGCCGCGGCCCAGGGCCAGGAGGCCUCCCCACCUGCUCCAGCACACACCCGCCACUGUUCUGCGCUUUAACUGUGGGAGAAGGGAGGGGGCUCGGCGGCGGGGCAGGCUGGCUGGGUCGCCAAGCCACCAUCGCUUCGGUCUGCCCAGCCUCAGUGAAGGGGAGGACACCUUUGGCUCAGGUGUGUGUGGCCACUGGCCCUCAGGGCUGGGACAAGGGGGGGAGGGAGGCUGGAGGGCAGGCGGAGUGCAGAGGCCAGGAAGGAGCGUGGAGCUGGGGUUGCGCUGGGAAGAGAGAAGCCCACACUGUCUUUGCACCUGCCAUGUGCCAGGCCCAGUGCCUCCUGCCAUCCUCUGACCUGCAGAGCAAUCAUGGGUCUCGGUGUCACAGAUGAGGAGUCUGGGGGGGAGGGGGCGGAAUUGGAGUUCUCACCAGGGCUGCCUGUCCGGAGCCCAGUUUACACAUCUCCCUGCCUCAGACGGCCCCAGGCUGGGGAGGGGCUCUACACAGCUGCCUCUGACCAGCAGGGAAGGGGAGCAGCAGGUACUCAGCACCUGUUUGGCGCCCUCUGUCAGCCCAGCAUCCAGCCAGGGCCCUGGGAGGGAGCCUGCUGCGCCACUCCCCCAACGCUGCCCUGGCCCAGAUCCUUUGCCAGGCUCCCCAGCAGGCCCAGCCCCAGAAGCAGGCUGGAGGGUCAGGGAGGAAGAUGCCAGCCCCUGGGCAGAUCUGUGGCCCGGGCACGAGAGGCAGCACAGGCUUCGGUAUUUUCUCUUGCCCACGUGAACCCUCCACGGUGCCACUACCUUGCUCUUCCCGGUGCCAGUCUCCCUGCCUGGAGCAGCUCCCCAGACCCCGUUCUGGGACUGAAGGUGCACCCUGCCCACUGCCUCUUCCCACCAUCCGGCCCCUCAGCGCCCGGCCUCCGGGCAUCGAUGAGUUUCAUAUGAAGUACUGUGCCCUUCCCUCCCCUGCCCUGCCCCCCACCCCUGAGCUUCCUGAAGGUCCUCACAGUUUGCAUAUCGCUCAGGCCACCUCCAAACCCAACCUAGGUUUUAUAAUGUAUAUUAUAUAUAUUUUUGUGUAUUUUUUAAAUCCAGCUGUGAUGGGUUAUAUCAUAAACGUGGCACAGGGCUGGGGCAGGCGCCCUCAAGGCCUACUCGGAAAGAGAAAUUAAAGUUAUUUGUUUGUGGGUUA
Molecule: messenger RNA, 2908 nt
Organism: Myotis davidii
Lineage: Eukaryota; Metazoa; Chordata; Mammalia; Chiroptera; Vespertilionidae
Gene: TEAD3
Product: TEA domain transcription factor 3
Exons: 14
Coding region: 1-1617 (538 amino acids)
Biological process (GO): hippo signaling; embryonic organ development; positive regulation of transcription by RNA polymerase II
Cellular component (GO): transcription regulator complex
Molecular function (GO): RNA polymerase II cis-regulatory region sequence-specific DNA binding; DNA-binding transcription factor activity, RNA polymerase II-specific
Source: RefSeq, a predicted model, not a curated record